This is a messenger RNA of Argentina anserina (silverweed cinquefoil), 1316 nucleotides long. RefSeq lists its product as uncharacterized. The record is from RefSeq and is a predicted model, not a curated record. NCBI's taxonomy places the organism in Eukaryota, Viridiplantae, Streptophyta, Magnoliopsida, Rosales, Rosaceae. Bases 37 to 1095 code for a protein of 352 amino acids. The transcript is spliced from 7 exons.
AUCCCAAAAACGUCAACAAAAAGAAAAAGAAAAGCAAUGGAGCUGGCGGUGAUAGAUCUGAGCCCGUACUUGGAAUCGGAGUCGGAGUCGGAGUCGGCGGAGCUCUGCGGCGAGGUGAGCCGGAGUCUCAGAGAAAGCGGAGCUCUCCUAGUGAAAGACCCCCGAUGCAGCGCUGAGGACAACGAUCGCUUCCUCGAUAUGAUGGAGAACUACUUCAACUGCUCCUCCGAGUUUAAGCGCCUCCACGAGCGGCCCCACUUGCAUUACCAGGUCGGAGUGACUCCGGAGGGAGUGGAAGUGCCGAGAAGCCUUGUGGAUGAAGAAAUGCAGCAGAGGCUGAAAGAGAUGCCGGAACAGGUACAGCCUGCAACUCCCAAAGGCCCUGAUUGCAAAUGGAGAUACAUGUGGAGAGUCGGCCCUCGCCCUUCCAAUACCCGCUUUCAGGAACUCAAUGCCGACCCGGUUGUGCCUGAGGGCUUUCCUGAGUGGAGAGAAACUAUGGAUUCAUGGGGGUGCAAGAUGAUAUCGGCAUUACAGGCUGUGGCUGAAAUGGCUGCCAUUGGAUUUGGUUUGCCCAAGGAAGCAUUCACUUCCCUAAUGCAGCAGGGACCACACCUUCUAGCUCCAACUGGAAGUGACCUUCGGCGUUAUGGCCAGGAGGGUACUGUCUUUGCAGGAUAUCACUAUGACCUGAAUUUUUUAACUAUUCAUGGCAGAAGUAGAUUCCCAGGGCUUAAUAUCUGGCUAAGAAAUGGGCAAAAAAUUGAAGUGAAGGUUCCUGUCGGAUGUCUCCUUAUUCAGACUGGAAAGCAGAUAGAAUGGUUAACCGGUGGAGAUUGCAUAGCUGGAAUGCAUGAAGUUGUCGUAACAAACAGGACAACUGAUGCAAUCAAACUAGCAAUGGAGCAAAAUCGCAUCUUAUGGAGAGUAUCUUCUACAUUGUUUGGCCACAUAGCAUCUGAUGCUGUGUUGAAGCCCUUGGGCCACUUUGCUGAUUCGCCACUUGCCAGUAAGUAUCCGCCCAUUUAUGCAGGGGAGUUUGUUGAACAAGAGCUUUCUGUAAUCAAUCUAAAAGGAAACAAAGGACAACUUUAAAGACAUGGAAAAGCGACUUGUUAUGUUACAUAUCCAAACAGCAUCUUGCAGAGGGCAUUUGGGAUGACAUAGACAUGAAUUGGAAUAGAAGAGGUUGAGGGCAUGAUUAAACUGUGGUUUUAGAACAAGCAUGGAUUUCACAGAAUUUCAAUAUUUAUGAAACAUUCAAGUGAAGAACUGACCUUCAUGGAUCCUUAAAUAUAUUGUCUUAUUUAUAUUCA